Giardia duodenalis is the source of this 6429-nucleotide messenger RNA. RefSeq names its product DNA-directed RNA polymerase. Gene Ontology annotation, biological process: DNA-templated transcription. The record is from RefSeq and is a predicted model, not a curated record. NCBI's taxonomy places the organism in Eukaryota, Fornicata, Diplomonadida, Hexamitidae. Gene Ontology annotation, cellular component: RNA polymerase I complex. Gene Ontology annotation, molecular function: DNA binding; DNA-directed RNA polymerase activity. Bases 1 to 6429 code for a protein of 2142 amino acids. The transcript has a single exon.
AUGCAACUACACCCUGUAUCGGCCUCUCUGUCAGGUCUCACGCUCUCUGCGUACAGCGAAGAUGACAUACGGAAACUAGCUACUUGCCGCGUUGUCACGGAGCAAGGACUUGAUAAUGUCGGCCUUCCUAUCCGGGGAGGUUACUACGAUCCAGCAAUGGGCCCCCGGCUUUUCUACGAUGUUUGUGAGACAUGCGGUCUUCGGUGGAAACACUGUCCAGGACACGCAGGAUAUGUUGAACUCCCGGUUUAUUGCUACAAUCACUUCUUCUUUCGUUAUACCUUACAACUAUAUAAGCUUGUGUGUCAUUCUUGCCACAGAUUUCUUAUAACGGAGUUGCAGGCGCUAACCAUUGAAACAGGCCUACUUUUGUUGGAUGCAGGGCUAGUGUGUGAUAUGCACCAGAUCUUUUCCAUCCUCAGAGGUACAUCGCACACUUCCCUUGCAUUAACUCUGGCAAAGCUUCGACAGAAGGCGUAUGACUAUCUCUCACACAGCCGUCCAGUCCAGUAUACGUCCUCAAUCAUAAUGCUCAGAAAUCAGCUUCAGACUUUCCUACUACAGCUCAAGCCACCAGCUGCCUGCCCUCACUGUGCAUCCCCCUUUACGCAAGCAGUGAAGCGUAGUGCAUUCAACAUUUACCUCAUUCCUCCAAAGACUAGGCAACUUCGGUCCUCAUCAAGAAAGCAGAAAAAGCAGGUACCAGCAGAGACUAAGCCGGUUGCGCAAGGCCAGGACUCCACUGAAGAUAAGGAAAUCUCGAAGCCAGAUAAGCAGGUUGUUUUGUCUGAUAUGCUUUACUGUACGCCCAUCAUGGUGCUUAGAGAACUCAAUGCCGCUGUGGCUAAGAAUCAACAUCUCUUUGACCUUUUAUUUGGUGAACCUAUCUAUCACAGCUCAGAAGCUUCAGCGGACAGGGCCGGUGCGACGACACCAAACUACGAUCCAGACUAUGCCUUCAUGCGCUCUGUAGCAAUAAAGAAUAUUAUAGGUGAUGCUGGUUGUGAGCUGUCCUUCCCUCAAUAUCGAAAGAAGUUCCUUCCUAGCACAUUGUUUAUAAAGACUCUCCUAGUUCCGCCCAAUCGCCAGCGCCCCUCACUAAUGCUUAAUCAAGCGUUCAUAGAUCAUCCAAUGAACACUCACCUGCUUGCGAUUCUAACAAUUUGCAAUACCAUAGAGCAGCUCAGGAGCAGUCCUGAGCUUGCUGAGUUUGUUUCAAAGCAUGCCCUAGACGAUAUCAACGUGCGUGCAAGCCACGUGCCAUCCUCGGUAACCGAUGGAAUAGACGAGUUAGGAGGCAUAGGAAUGUUCCGCACAGAUAGAUAUAACUUUGUCAAGGAUCCAGAGCUUCUUGCCAACGGGAUGGUAGAGCUAUCAACUUCUCAGAAGCCUGUCCCAGAAGCGCUUGUUGAAGCUAUGCUUAUUCUUCAGCUGCAUGUUUCGCGGUAUCUAGACGGAACAGUGCUUUCAAAAACUAUCUUCUCCAGCGGAAUCAAGCAGUUGCUUGAGAAAAAAGAGGGUCUUUUUCGGAUGAACAUUAUGGGAAAGCGUGGGAACUACGCUGGCCGUUCCGUUAUUGCUCCUGAUGCUAAUUUGGACACAGAUGAGAUAGGCCUGCCUGAGUACUUUGCCAAGAAGCUCACCUUCCCAGAGCCAAUCAACGAGUACAAUGUGGAGCUCAUGGCUCGACUGAUUAUCAAUGGCCCAACAUACCCCGGUGCAUCCUUGCUUAUUGAUGAAAGUGGGUCUCGCGUGCUUCUUACACAGCUUUCUUAUGAGCAGCGAAAGGCUCUUGCACACACCCUACUCGUCGACUUCAGCAGGGAGCCAGUCGCUCCUACUGUCGAAGAAUCAGAAGAAGUCCAGGCCGCCCUUGACACCAAUCCGGCGCUGCAGAAUAUGCGGUCUUACGAUCUGCGUGGAAUGAAAACAUCCUUUGCAGACACUCUUAAGCCCCCGAAGAUUCUGUUACGACAUACACUGCCGAAUGACUUUGUUAUCCUGAACAGGCAGCCCACACUACACAAGCACUCAAUGAUUGCUUUACGCGUUCGCGUCUUACCCAGCAAUGCGCAAACUCUUCGGUUUCAUUUUGCUUCUUGCAAGGGUCUAAACGCGGACUUUGAUGGGGACGAGUGCUGCGUCCUCAAGCCGCAGACCCAUGAGGCGGCCUCAGAGUAUGCCAACUUGGUCCACGCCGACGCUCAUUUUAUCUCUGUUACAUCUGGAGAGCCUAUCCGGGGUCUCAUUCAAGAUCACGUGAUCGGGGGUAUUUUUCUCUGCUCCAUGGGGACGUUCCUCGAUUUUGGGUCACUCUGUGAGUAUAUCAUGGUAGCCACUGGAAGUAAUAAGCUUUCAAGCUUCGAGCAGUCAUCUUUGCAAAGUCGCUCAAAGGAGCAACUCUUGGGGCUAGACCUGAUCUCGAAACAAACGACCACAGAAAAUGUAUUUGGCUCUUUGAGUGACAUGAAGUAUAUGGGUGUGGCAAAGAACAAGACAGUCAUGCGUGCAAAGUCCGACGUUAACAUUGCAUUAGGCAGAAAAUAUGGAGCAUCCAAGCUGCAAUCAGAGAGACCUAUCGAUGUCGGUAGCUUAGUAUCAAGUGCUCAGCCUGUGUCUAGACAUCCAGCUUCGUUCUUCGAGGACUAUCCCCUUUCUGACGCAACUUCUGUGCCACAACUCACAGACAUGGGCGCAUAUGACGGGUUUCAUACCCACCUUACACCUGCUAUUAAACCAUCAGCCAGGUCAGAAGAAGUCAACGCAUUUUCAACUUGCAAAGUGACGGUCAUUCCAGACCAGCAUCUUUUCACCAAAGAGAAUGAGGAUUUCAUGUUCGUUCCUCAGCCAGCUAUUGUCUAUCCUGUUGCACGUUGGACCGGAAAGGCGGUCAUCAGCUCAAUGCUGCACAAGGUCUCUUGUCAACGAGAACCAAUAAAUUACACUGGAAGCAUCAAAAUACCUACAGAUAUAUGGGGUCCUUUUCGGGAGACAGAGGCAAGACUUGUCAUCAUAAACAACACCCUUCUAACAGGAAUAGUAGACAAGCAGCAUAUUGCCACCGUACCGCACGGCUUAGCACAUGCAGUCUUCGAGCUUUAUGGACAUAACAGGUGUGGAUGGUUCUUAAGCAACUUCGGACGAUUGGCUACCUAUGUUCUUCAGCGGCACGGGUUCACCUGUUCAGUUGAGGACAUGGUAUUGCGUGACACGGCUGAGAAAGCCCGCUAUAAGCUGUGUGACGAUGUCCUUGCCAGUGGGGCUAUUCGCACGGCUGAAUUUCUUUGCGAAUACCUCACUUUGACAGGGUUAUUAGGUAACCUUGAAGCUAGUGAUGCUAGCUUUCUCAUGAAGUUUGCAGAAAAAGGAUCUGUUGGCUUGAAGGCGCUAUCAGAGAAGGAUCGUCUUCGUAUCUAUAGCAUUUUACGAGACUCACUAUCACUAGACACCACUAUAGAGGCGCGUUUAGAUAACCACAUCAGCAAUGAAGCCAAUCUGAUUACCACAAACCUCAUGAAGAUCUGCAGUCCAUCCAAUCUUACCCUAAAGAUGCGCUCAUCCAUCUCUGGCAACAACCCAUAUGGAACACCUAGAAUAGUAACGCCAUCUAGAGCCUACCUGUGCAGCAGAAACAUGGCGUCACAGAAGUCCAUCAACUGCUUGGCAUAUAUGGUUCUCAGCGGAGCAAAGGGCUCUACCGUUAACCUCCAGAUGAUGACGACCUGUCUUGGUCAGCAGAACCUUGAAGGACGUCGCGUGCCGUCAACACAAACAGGAAAGACUCUUCCGUCGCACAUCCCAUAUGAGCACUGUGAGCUUGUUCAGGGAGGGUAUGUAAUUGAUCGAUUCCUGACGGGUAUUCGUCCAUCAUCAUUUUUCUUCCACUGCCAGGCAGGCCGUGAAGGCCUCAUUGACACAGCCAUUAAAACAGCCAGCUCUGGAUAUUUCCAGCGUGUGCUCGUCAAGAACUUGGAGGGAUUGGUUGUUGCGUACGAUGGUACGGUACGUCGCAGUGAUAACAUGCUGGUUCAACUGCUCUAUGGAGGUGAUGGUGUCGAUACCACCAAGACCUCAUACUUACAAGAAUUUGAAUUCAUGUACCAAAAUCAGAAGCUUUACAUAGACCGCUUCAUCCCAGAUAUGUUUUACGAUGGUAGAUAUCUUUCUGAUAGCGAGGCGGUUACUUCCCUUGCCAAGCAAGUGCGUCAUGACAUGAAGCAUGGAAAGCAGCCGACCGAUAAAUGGCAGGCCCUUCGCGGACUGUAUGAACGUUACACAGGUGCGUCACUGCGCACUUCCUUUGAGAACCUCAUUCACAAUUCCAAUAGGCUGGCCUCUGCUUUACGAGAACGGCACGAGGUGCACAACAGUAACCUUGCACGGUCGCAUAAUCUCAUAUCAACUUUGAACAGCAAGGCCUGCGAGCUUGUUGAGAAGUACGUUACACUCUAUAAGAAGGGGCUUGAUGAGGCAAACCUCGUUACUGAAACGCACAUUCUUCAACCCACAAACAAGGAGCGUGACAAGCUGGUGAAAUACUUAAAGGCAAUAUAUCUUCCGGAGACCUCCAAGCACAAUAAGGACACUCUUUUCGACCACAUGACAAUUCAGGACUUGGCAGAAAUGUACACUGCGUUCCAGGAAAUCCCUAUUCACAUGAUUCUAUCCCCGUACCUCUAUCUAGGCUCUACUUCCCCAAGCUUCUCCAAGGCUCUUAAUGAGUACAUCUCUCAGAAGCAAAGCGAAAAGCAGACACAGGCGAUGGGCGGCCUCAGCUUUGACUCCGCCUAUUUCAAGCUCUUAGCAUACACCAAGUUUAUUCGCAGCCUUGUUGCUCCUGGGAGUGCUGUGGGUGUUAUCGCAGCCCAAAGCACGGGCGAGCCAUCCACUCAGCUAACCUUGAACACUUUCCACCUUGCUGGUCAUGGAGGAGUCAAUGCAACGAUGGGUGUUCCAAGGCUGAGGGAGAUCAUCAUGACACGGAACACGUCGUCCCCCAUCAUAACGAUGUCGUUCAAGGAUAAGCAUCGAGUUUCUGUUCUCAAAGGAGACUCCCUCCAUCACAAGACCGUCAGCCUAGGCCCUAACGAAACUAUGAGGGCGUGCAAAAGCCUUCAGCAGCAAUUACGAAAGAUCUAUCUUCGCGACGUGCUUCGGAGCUUUGUCCUCAGAGAAUGCCCUAUCUCUGACGGGUCGGUACGCUACGAGCUUACCAUGAAGCUGCUGACUCUUUCUGAAUUGUUGCAUGAAUUUAAUUUCAACGUGGUUGUCUUGAAGAAGCUCUUCGCCGUUGCCAUUCCAAAGCAUUUAGCUCGUGUGCUUACAAAGGAAGUGCUUGCGCACAAGGCGACGAUCCAGAGCCUUCAAAAUAAGCUCCCGUCGGACACGUCGUUUCCCGAGUAUGUUGAGAAGGUAGCAGGCCCGCGGAACUCUACUGGUAAAGAGGAUAGUGACGCCCAGGAAGAUACUUCUAAGGAGAAUAGCAGUGUAAGUAACCCAACCGACUCCGAGCCUAACCUGGACACAGAUGCCUCUGAUACUACUGAUUCCACCCAACAUGCGCAAGAACAACACGAUACUGAAGAAUCUGCGCUUCACGCAGAAACAGACCCCUCACUCAACGAUAUAGACCAACAUAGAGGACAUGAAGCGUUAAGCCUUAUCGAUUCUAAUAUUAACCUCAGCGCAAAGGCCAAGGACUUUCUAAAAGAAUGGGUCUUUCCCGAUAUUGACAAGCUUAUUGAAGUGGCACAAAAGGCCGUCAACACUACUUGCAUUACUCUUAAACGCAUCAGCUUCACACUAGAGGACACUGCGUUGGGCGUCUCACCAGAUCAACUGCCUCUCUCUGUCACUAUUCAGUUCGUCAACAGCGACCCGAGCCAUGUGAUUGCGUUGGCCACCAUCGAAAAAGCGAUCCGCUCACUCGUGCUGAAGGAGGUACGUGGCAUUACCAGGUGCUUCAUCAGAUACGAGCUUCCUGCAGAUCGCUACGUCAUGGACAUUGAAGGUGGGAAUCUGCGGGCUCUGUUUUACCUUAGCAAUCCUUUCAUCAACUUCGAUAAUAUUUAUACUAACAAUAUCAGCCAGAUCUUCGAAAUUUACGGGAUUGAAGCAGCAAGAAAUGCUAUCAUUGAGGAAAUCCAUCGAGUGUUCAGCACAUAUCACAUUGAGGUCGACGAACGCCACCUUUCGUUGAUAGCAGAUAGUAUGACCCUGUCGGGAUGCGUCCGAGGGCUGAACCGUCUUGAAAUGCGGCACCAAACAGAAGAACUCCUGAAGGCCAGCUUUGAGUCGGCAUGCACCUCUCUUGCCGCAGGAGCACUGACCUCUGGGUUUGACUCACUGCGGGCUCCCGCCGGUGCUGUUACGGUGGGCCAAUACCCCUCUCAAGGCACUGGAAGCUUCGAUCUUCUGACUCAGCUAUAA